This is a messenger RNA of Peromyscus eremicus (cactus mouse), 628 nucleotides long. RefSeq names its product microseminoprotein beta (gene Msmb). The record is from RefSeq and is a predicted model, not a curated record. The transcript is spliced from 4 exons. NCBI's taxonomy places the organism in Eukaryota, Metazoa, Chordata, Mammalia, Rodentia, Cricetidae. Bases 1 to 492 code for a protein of 163 amino acids.
AUGAGCCCUGGCACAAGAGCCCCCAAGCCUCUGAGAACAAGCCAGGACAGCGUGGGAGAGCUGCUGCUGCUGCAGGAAGACCCUGCCUCAGCCAGUGAUGAGGCUCCCAGCAUCCUCCUUCCCACUCCCAGCCCGCAGCCAGCCACUCUCACAAAAGCUCUGCUGGGCAGCCUCCUGUUCCUUGCUAUCUUGGUGACAGCAUGCAAUGCAGCCUGCACUUUUCAACGACAUAAGACUCUUUCAAACCGAUCGCCUGAUGAAUGCCUGGAUUCUGAUGGUAGCAAACACGGUGUGGGCACUUACUGGACAAUCAACUGUACGAAGUGUUACUGUGAAAAAGAUGGAAUUAAUUGCUGCUCCCAAAUCCUUAUGCCCACGGGCUAUGACAAAGAGAAGUGUAAGACAAUAUUCCAUCAAGAUAUGUGCAAAUAUACCGUGGUGGAAAAGAACAACGAAGCAAAGUUCUGUCGUGUUGAUAGUUGGGUAUUGUAAAUGUACUUCUAGUGGGCCCCAAAGUUGAGCAACAUUUGAAUAUUUGUAUGAUUUAAAUUUACCAAUUGUAGCCUGGGUGGUGGUGGCCUGUAAUCCCAGCACUGGAGGCAGAGGCAAGCGGAUCUCAUGCCAGCCU